AGCAUAUGAAACUAAUUCUCAAGCAUGGAGAUUCAAUUGGAGAGGGUAGAGGAUUAAUUUUAAGUAGAGGUGGCAAUUAGGAUCCAAAUCCAUGAAUCCAAUUCAAUCUAUUCAUCAAAUUAUUCACCUAAUCCAAUCCAUUUUAUCCAAAUCCAAUUGGAUUGGUGGAUUCAUGGAUCAAUCCAUGAAUUCAAAUGACAAAUUACGAUUUGGUACCUAUAUUUUUUAUACUUUACAUUUUGGUACGUAAAAUUUAUAUUUUAUACGAAAAAUAACAUUAGAAAAUUAUAUUUUGGUGCCUAAAAUUUUUCAUCGUGACAUUUUAGUACCUAAACUUCUCAAAAUUUACAUUUUGGUCCAAGCCUUGGAUGUCAUUUGGAUUCAUGGAUCAAUCCACCAAUCGAUUUGAUCCAAUCCAUGAAUCCACCAAUACAUUGGAUCCAAUCCAUUUGAUCCAUUAAUCCACCAAUCCAAUCCACGAAUCCACAAAUCCGAUCUAAUUGCCACCUCUAAUUUUCAAGGAAACUUCAAUACCAUUAUUCUUCACCUUUGCAAUUAUUCUUCUUCCCUGAAUGUGUGUAACUAAAUUUCAUUAUUGUUUGGAUCAAUUUGUGGAGUCUCAGGGGAUGCUAGGUUUUCAUACUUAUGCAUCGAUACAAUUGUCGUUGUUUUCUAGUUAUCAUUUUGUUUCUUAUGUUUGAUUAUUCUUGCUAUGAUCUUAGAAAGCUAGUCCUAAGCUUUAUGAAUCCACUGGAAAUGAGGAUUGACUAGAAAUACCCUCUUAGGUUCUUUGAAUAACAAACAUAACAACUAACCCACUAAUUGGAUGAGAAAUCAAAGUUGAUUUGGUUAGACUGUCUGUCUUUCUUGCAAUUCAGGACUUGAUGGGAUUGUAUGUUAGGAGACUAGUUGCAAUUCACCUUAUUAGGAAUCGUGAUAGGUCAAAGUAAGUAGCUGGACAUUGAUUAAUUGCUAUUGUGGAAGGAAUUAGAUAAUUACAGUUCAACAAUUUCAAGAUGAAGGAGGAUAAUAUAAAUCAUCAUGUUAUGUGCUAGGUUCGAGACUAUCUGAAGGCGAAUCCUUCGAAACAAGAAGGUAUGUAUGCAAUGUCUUCUACGCUGAACUCCUUGAUUCGUCCUUGUUGGAGAUUUACAAGCUCAAUACUUGCAUUGGAGUCUUGAGGAGUGAUGGAAUUGUUGUUUUUUAGUUUGGUUUUGCUCGAAAAGAGUUGGGAGUUUCCAGACUACAUGACGCUGAAGCCAUGAUUAUUUGGACGAGCAUAAUGAUCGCUGAAAGUGAUUGUGAAGUGCUGAUUGAGCAAUUGAAGAAGAGAGAUAUAUAAAUAAAUCUAAGAUAAGUGUUCUGUGAGUUGAUUUUACAGAAGGAGAUAGUAGAGCGACGUAAAUUUCGUAAGGAAGGCGGAUCAUAUACGGAUCUUUCCCCGCAUGGAGUCAUUCAAGGCUCAAUGCCAAGUCUUCUCGAAACAUUUUCUUUUGUUGGUUUAUGGAUGCUUUAGCUAGUGAUGUCCAUGUAGACUCUAUGGAUCAUCCUUAAUUGGCUUUGCUAUUGAAAUAAAGGUGAUUAUAAAAUAAAAAGUAAAAGAAGUGAGAACACGACCCAAACGAAAAACAAACAUGAUUAAAAACAGUAACGUCGAGUACGUCACUAUCUCAACAUAUAAAAAAUUGCAUUUAGCAAGUAAUUAAAGAGAGAGCGAAGACUCGACUUUUCCUUUUUCUUUUUGUCUCUUUCCCUCCUAAUAGCUCGAGCUAGUCUUGUACUCCUUCCAUCCAUCUCUCUGACGUGAUUCAACUCCACUCUCGAUCAAUCCAAUUCGCCAUUAAUCCAGUAAGAUAUUCCUCGGUCUUCCUUCCACCGCUCUCCCGACUUCCGGCGGCGCCUCCGGUCCUCUGCUUGCGGAACCACGCACCUGAAGGCACGGACACCAAGCAACCCCCGCCAUGAACAAGAGGAGUUUGAACCCUAACCUCAACCUCAAGCUUUCUCUUCCUCCUCCCGAUGAAGUCGCCUUCGCCAAGUUCCUAACACAAAGUGGCACAUUCAUGGACGGUGAUCUGCUCGUCAAUCGCGACGGGGUUCGAAUCGUCUCUCAAUCCGAGCCCGACGCUCCGCCGCCAAUUCAGCCCGCCGACAACCAGAUGAGCCUAGCUGAUAUAGACACCAUCAAGGUCAUCGGAAAGGGAAAUGGCGGCAUUGUUCAGCUGGUGCAGCACAAAUGGACCGGCCAGUUCUUCGCAUUAAAGGUUAUACAAAUGAAUAUCGAGGAGUCUGCACGUAAGGCAAUUGCUAAGGAACUUAAAAUUAAUCAAUCAGCACAAUGCCCCCACGUCGUUAUGUGCUAUCAAUCUUUCUAUGAUAACGGUGCUGUUUCCAUUAUCUUGGAAUACAUGGAUGGUGGUUCCCUAGCAGAUUUUCUGAGAAAAGUUAGAACAAUUCCUGAACCAUACCUUGCUGCUAUCACUAACCAGGUACUGAAGGGUUUGUUGUAUCUUCAUCAUGAGAAACAUGUUAUCCACAGAGACAUGAAGCCUUCCAAUUUGUUAAUAAAUCAUAGAGGAGAAGUCAAGAUCACUGACUUUGGUGUGAGUGCAAUAAUGCAAAGCACAUCAGGACAGGCAAAUACUUUUGUUGGCACUUACAACUAUAUGUCUCCUGAGAGAAUUAGUGGAGGAAAAUAUGACUACAAAAGUGAUAUUUGGAGCUUGGGGUUAGUGUUGAUGGAAUGUGCAACAGGUCAAUUUCCAUAUGCACCCCCAGAGCAAGAGGAAGGCUGGGUUAAUGUAUAUGAGCUUAUGGAAGCAAUCGUUGAGCAACCACCACCUCAUCUGCCUUCUGAUCAGUUUUCUCCAGAAUUUGGUUCAUUUAUAUCUGCAUGUGUUCAAAAAGACCCAAAAUAUAGACUGUCAGCACUUGAACUUAUGUCACAUCCAUUUAUGAACUUGUACAAGGACCUUCAUAUAGAUCUCUCAUCUUACUUCAAGAAUGCUGGCUCGCCUCUUGCAACCUUUUAAGUAUCUGGUAAGUGGAGUACUUAGCCAACUUUGCACAAACAAGCCUUGCCUCAAUCUGUUGAUAUUCUUUCCUUCACUUGUUUCCAGUUAUGUUUUAUGGUUUUCCUCUCUAUUUGAGUGUAUUGCUCAUGGGAAAGACAUCGCAUGAAUUGGAUAAGGAAAAGAACAGAGUAAUGUUAAGAAAAGUAAACACGUUUAAAAGCUCCACUUAUCUUUCGUUCAGUGAACUAAAAUGAUGAAUCUGCAAGUUCUGAUUUGAAAGUAAAAGGAGAUAAAGAAA
Linum trigynum is the source of this 3312-nucleotide messenger RNA. NCBI's taxonomy places the organism in Eukaryota, Viridiplantae, Streptophyta, Magnoliopsida, Malpighiales, Linaceae. The record is from the annotation of a GenBank genome assembly.